UGACAAUUUCAAUAAUCGCGCGCUGGCUUCUGGUGUGUUUACGCCGGUGUUAUUAUUAUUGUUCAAAAUAUACGAAAUGGCUGCAACGGACGAUGGAGUUUUAUCUGACUGGAAAAAGCUGUGGCAACUGGUGUCAGGAAUUCACUAUGCCACCCCCAACGAAACGGUUAAAGAAAAGCUCAUGGGAGUCUCUAAGGAACUCCAGGACGGAAUCCUCCAAUUCAAGAAAUGCACGACAUCAAGCAGUGACCUGGAAGCCUUCAUGAAGAAAAAGAAGCAGGAGAAGCUGUUCUCUUUCACAAACAAACUGCAACAGUUUUUGGACAUCGAAUCAGAAAUGUGCUGGGAGUUGCUCUGCUUUUAUCUCGUCAACGAGUACCGAGGAUCAGUCCACUCUCUCACCAACUUCAUAUCAACGGAAUCCAAUAUGACGAAACUUUUGGACGAUAUCUGGGGCUACUACUCCCUGGAGCGAAUGAUAGUUCUGAAAGUGGUUAAGAACCUUCUGGAGUUCUAUAAAGUCACUGGCCACCCGUAUAAUGCUCAGUACAAAUCUGUCGUGGAGAGCAUCACGUUGAAGAAACUGCGGGCGUCCUAUAUUGAGCAACUGGAGUACCUCAUCAAGGAGAACCCUCCCAACAAAUUGGCUGCUGGAGAGUUUUUCAACUUCCAGCUGAAGUUGAUGACUUGGGCGGAAAGAAAGGCGCGCGAAACAAUAGAAAUAUUGAAUAUUUUAAUCCUUAUUGCCCAGCACGGCGGGAUUGAACCAAACGAAGUGAAAAAGCUGCUCGAGUGCUUCAAAAUGCAUGCAUUCGGGAGGGAGCAAAGAUACUUCGAAGCUUCGAAUGAUUAUCACAAGGAGUUAGUGACGAAAAUCACCUACUGCGAAGUGAUACUGUUUCUCAAAUGCAUCGAUCAAUAUGGCAGCCCAAAUCCAUCAUGGAUACAAGACGUGACCAAACUUCUAGACAAACAAAUUGUCCAGCUGCAUCACAACCCAGAACACGGCCCUCUCCUGCUUGGAUGGAUGCUUCUGAAUUUUCAUAUUUUAUCUCAAGACGACGAUGAUGCCUUGAAUAAAUAUCGUCAAUUUGGUUCAAAAGCUGUACAACUCGGUGUUUUUGGUUAUCUAUUUGAGCUAUUGACACAUCAAAUGUUUAAGGAUGAGAGUUUGGUAUCCAGAAUAUCGCGACGAACAAUCUACAAUUUCUUAUCGCACUUAUGUGAUUUAUUCGACGGCGAUGGUUCAGUAGCACGACAUAGUAAUGUUUAUGAUCUUCUGUGUGAACUGAUUUCUUGGACAUCAAUUGCGGCUGACUUCCAUAGAACUGAGGAUUCCGGAUGCCGUUCUCUACUCAACACUGCCAUGGAAAGAUUUCCAGCUGAUUUUAUUCCAUUGUCAAUGAUUGCCUCUGGUUUAUCUUCUGUUAAAAUUUCAGAAAACAAAUGGGUACAAACCCUCCUCGAAGAGCUUCCAAUUUGUACAGAAAUUUAUGAUAGCAACAAAUACAGCCUUAAAUCAUCUCAAGAUGUCGACGAUGAAUAUGUUCUACAAAACGACUAUGUUCCAUUUCGCCGUGUCGACUAUAAAAUUCCCGCUGGAACAACCGCCAUCCUUACCGAUGAAUUACAUGGAACAUACAUUCAUUUUCGUCAUCCAUUGAAUUAUUUCGAUGCUUUGCAUAAUGAGAUAAAUGUUCUGUUCGCGGAAGCUCUACAAUUCAGUGAAUUUAGUGGUCCAAGACUAGCGCGAGUGAAUUCUGGAAUCAAGUACUUGUCAUUAGCAAUUCAGAAAAUCAAAACGCCAACUGAUAUAUCAGCCGAGAUGGUUCAUCCCACAGAAAUGGUCAUAGAUUUGUUGGAUCGAUUAAAAAUCUUGCAAAAUCCACCCAUCGAAUUGCUCGCCAAUUGCCUAAAUGUCUGUGCCGCUUUGCUUCCACUUUUUGACAAAGAAAUUUCCAUGCGAGUUAUCAACUUGAAUAUUCUGCCGUGCAUGAAAAGCGACAACCUAGAUUAUAAAAAAUAUGCCCACGGAGUUGGUUUCGAUUCGAGCUUGGUAGGAUUUUUCCUAGUCAACUUCGAGAAGAACAUCGAAAAAUAUGACUUCUUGUCUGCCUACCUAAACUUCUUGGUUAAUUACACAAAGUUGUACAAAAACAAUCUUUUCGCUGUGGAAAUUCCAGGGCUAAUAUUUCUUCUACGGGAAGUUUUCCCCCAUAUUCACAGUUGGAGGUUUCAGGAAAGCAGCUCAAAAAAUAUCUUAUACAAGCAGGUGUUGCAAUACCUCUUCGAUAUUCUGCAAAUGACAAAGGACCAACUGGAUGAAAACGAAGAUCGACGACUUUUACGCGACAUUUGUGUCUACAGUAUGCUCAAUUUCGAGAACGGAAUCAUCCUAUUAAAGUUUGUAGCAAUCGGCAAUCCAUAUCUUCAAUCCGUUAUGGAAAAUGAAACGAAUUGGAUGUCAUCACCAUUUUGCCCUAAUCAUCUUGUUCAGCUGUCGAUGACAAUUCUGAUGCAGCUAUUACGAUUGAAGACGACAAUAUUCGAUGGUUCUACGCUUUCGCCUCUUGAGUCGCUAAUCUACACACAGCCGAAGCAAAGAGAUACGCUACGGAUAAUUCCUGUGGUCACCAGCUACAUGAGCAAUAUUUUCAAUCGUUCAUUGCCUAUUCUAUCUUGUCGAUUGUUAAGGCGGAUCGCAAUUGAGUUUAAAAUGUCUCUGUUGGCGUGUCUUGAUAUGGAACCUGAUCAGAUCCGGUUAACAUUUUUACAAAAGCUUCCAGAGGAAUUGGAGAGCGAUAACUUGAAAAUUGCGGUACUGGAAUUUGUUGAAGCUUGCAUUGAACGGCAACCUGGCCUUACAGAAGCAUUUUUCAAGAUUAAUUACGACAAGGAGAAAAGUUUCCUCAUUAAGGAGAAGAAAACUCCUAAUAUUGGGGACAGUAUUUUAACUUACAUGAAGGAAUUUCUGGAAGCAAUCUUAAAGAACCCAAAAACCGUCGAAAGUCCUCUACUAAGCCGAAUUUUAGCUUUAUUUCAUGCUCUUUGGAAGAACAACAUGCAGACACUAGUCAAAGAGUUGAUGGAAAAGCCGACAUUCUGGAAAUCGCUGUGCAACCCAUUAUUAAGCAACAUCAAUGGAUACGCCAAAGCCUACAGCCAACUUUUAAAUAUUUUAGGAAUUGAAAUAUUCUGUUGCAGCACAACAAAUAAGAUCAAUCCAGAGUUAAAAAAGGUUCUCGAACAAUUUCUGGAUCCGAACCACUUCGAAACUUGGAUAAAGCAAAUUUUUGAAUUACCUAAAGAACAGUAUGAUGCUCACGUAGAAGAUGAAACACCCGAUUGGCUUUGUAAACUGCAAUCAUUCAAGGACUUCGUCGUUAUUUUAUUAAGGAAGAAAACUAUUGGUGUAGAAUUUCCAACAAAAUCUCUCAAAGUACUUGCUUAUAACUGCUUGAAUGCCUUAGUUGAUCGAGCAGGAUACACAGAAGACUUCCGGCCGUUUAUCGUCUUAUCCGAACUGUUUCUUGUGCUCAGUCUCAAUUUCAAGCAUAAAUAUACAGACAGUGGGAAAGAAGAUCGUGAAGUACUAGACAAUAUUGUAGAGCUUUUAUCGACGAUAUCAUCAAACUAUGAAAAUAUCCACCCACGAGCCAAGGAAUCCUGUCUUUCGAUCGCCAUUAAAACUGUCAGUUUCAUGCCUAAAGAAUGGGCUAACGAUUCAUCGCUAUCACUUCGAUUUUUGCAACCAAUUAUUGACAUGGUAUCUCUUGAGCUUGAUAUUUUAGAGAACCAGCUGAAAAGAGAUACCAAAACUCAACUAGAUGAUAAACGAGCGGAAGAAGUAACUGUCUUAAGUUUGAGCCUUUUGAAAAACACAUCGGUGAUUUUUUCCAGAGAAGGUCCCGCCAAUUGGGAUGCUCCAUUGAAAGCGGCCAAAAUAUUCCCACGACUCCUAGCUUGCACAAGUAUGGUCUUACAGAACUCUAGAAAACACAAGUUGUCGGUAGAAUUACUAGAUGUCUUAAUAGUAUUUGCCAAAAGCAAUUGCUCGGAUGAAUUUCUCUACUGUGACAUAGGCGACUAUUUGUGGUUAAAAUUAUUACCUCCGAAAGAAUUAGUUCAAGUGUCAUAUGUUCUCCAACCAGCAAAAGAAAAUGCAUGGACAUGCCAGAACUGGUGGCCUAUAUAUUCGCGAGGAAUUGAUCUAGUAACGACACUGUUUCGAAAACAUCACUAUCGCCUUUUGAAAGAAGUUUUAAUUUUCGUCGGGGUUCACGAAGAGUAUCUUGUCGAUUCAAUAUUGCUUGCCAAACAGUCGCUAGAACCAAAUGCUAUGAUUUUAGUUAAGAAUGCUGCUCUUUUGGCAUCAGAACUUGUCGCUUAUGAGAAAGAAUGGCGACUGGAACAUUCGCAAAGCAUGUUUAACUUAGUGAGAGGUAUUCAAACCCUAAUGGAUCAUUCGAUUUCAUUAUUAUACCGUCCAAAAAUUUUAAGGAGAUUAAUAGAUGGCCAAAAUCAACCUGACCCUGCGGUAGAGUCUACAAACGAUCCAAGUGAUGUCGUCGUUGAAGCUAUGAAUGACCUCAUAGAAAUCAUCAUCAUCAGUUCAAAAUGCUUGCUGCGCAUCAGUCCACAACUGUUGAACUUAAUUGCAGAACCAGAAUUCCUACCAACGAAAUGGUUCCCUUUGAUUGAAAUUCAAUUUGGUGCACCCAAACUUGAUGCUGGAUCGUGUCCCUUAUUAACUUUUGGAACAGUAUUAAGUGCAGUUAGUCUAUUCACUAAAGCACUGAAUUUGCAAAACUACACUUUCCAUGAAGAAGCGCUAAACUCAUUAGAGGUUGAGGAGAAGUCGAAUGGUAGUAAAGGUGGAUCUAAUACGGGCGCCCACAAAAAUGGUUCAGGUUCCCCAACAUCCAGGCAGUCAUUCCUGAAAUCUGUAUCCGUUACAUCUGUUACAAGCUUGGUCUCCUCGGGCGCUGCUCAGACCUAUGAAUUUCUUUCCCUUCUUGAUAGCGCGCUUUGUCUUUCUUCAUUGGAACAUGUUUUAACUUUUCUGGCCUCACAAACCUUACUUGCUUUAAAGAAUACAGAUCUCUCUAAUCGUGAGAAACAGUUAAUUCGUCGUGAAAUCAGUACGGAAUUGAUGACGUAUCAUGAAUUUGUGCGAAAGAAAGUCUUAAAUGACUAUCGGGGUAACCCUUGGCAACGCAAAAAACAUGGAAUCGUACUGAUGAUGGACGUAUCAACGGACAGCGGAAUUCUUCCAACAAAGCCUUCCACAUCUUCUCUAAAAUCGGCGGAUCUUAAACAGUCGAUGCGCGUGAACGUAGUACGUCGUCAACACCUUCAACACAUCCACCAGCAGCAGCAUAAACAACAAACUCCCAGUGAAACAUCCGGUCGAAAACCAUCGUUUGAAAUGUCCCGAGUGAUAAGUCCAAUAACAUCCUCCACUACUCAAUCUAAGUCUAAUUUGGAUGCCGCCAUUGAAUCAUCAACACCAAGCUUAGAUCGUAAUGGGAAACGCAUUUCACCGGCUGAGAAAGAUUUUGUGAAGAAAAUCUGUGUUGAGGAUGAGGAAGAAAUUUUCUUCGAACCUGAAGAGCCCACAUAUAGCCCGUUGUCAUAUGUGAAAUUGGUGGAAGAAGAUUACUUACAUUUUCUAUCAAAUUUAUUCAUGGUCAUUUGCCAAAGUGAUUGAACAACAUUUAUUUUAUAUUUUGCUUCUCUAGAAUAGAAAGAUGUGUGUAAUUGUUUUUCCUAUGGUUAUUUUUUAAAAUAAACAAAUGUUAA
Molecule: messenger RNA, 5802 nt
Organism: Hermetia illucens (black soldier fly)
Lineage: Eukaryota; Metazoa; Arthropoda; Insecta; Diptera; Stratiomyidae
Gene: Nup188
Product: nucleoporin Nup188
Exons: 13
Coding region: 77-5710 (1877 amino acids)
Biological process (GO): protein import into nucleus; RNA export from nucleus
Cellular component (GO): nuclear pore inner ring
Molecular function (GO): structural constituent of nuclear pore
Source: RefSeq, a predicted model, not a curated record